AUGUCGUCAAUCGGCCAGAGCGGUGGGGCUGACCCGCGUCUUCUCGGCCGGGAAUCGUUAGACGAGCUGGAAGCAUUGGAACAGGAGCCAACGGAGAACAAGGUCGAUGAGGUCCAGCCGAAACCCACGAGGUUCCGCGGUUUCGUGGGCGCCGCCUGGCAGAGAGUGCAGGGGAUCUUCCGCCGCAGCCGCGGCAGCAACUGCGGCACGGCAGAGGACGAAGAAGAGCCUGAAUUGGAAGCAAUCGGGCAUUGCGAGCAUGCAGCCGAGAAUCCGGAGAGCAUCGCAGCCUCCCUUGAGGGCGAUUUCCGGACCCUACCGGCCUGCGCUUGGGAGAAGUUGCAUGCGCGGUUCUGCGAGACAAAGAUCGAGCAGGAGACGUCGGAAUUCAGCACAGCUCCUACCGAUGCCGCCCCUGAGAGUCCUCACACGGAGGAUGCAGAUGCGCCUGGCCCGGAGAUAGACAUGCCUGUGGAUUCAGAAGGCAUGCGCACUGAUGCUUGGCCGGUGGACCCCCGACCUCCCGCUUCACCCGAAGCUUCACCGUCGCCGUCGCCGGAGAGCGACUGGUGGCUUGCUUUCUGCGCCGCCGUGCAGCAGAACCUUUGCUGCGCCCGCGUGCGCUGA
Symbiodinium sp. CCMP2592 is the source of this 627-nucleotide messenger RNA. NCBI's taxonomy places the organism in Eukaryota, Dinophyceae, Suessiales, Symbiodiniaceae. The record is from the annotation of a GenBank genome assembly.